Messenger RNA from Rhodotorula graminis WP1, 756 nucleotides. RefSeq lists its product as uncharacterized. The transcript has 4 exons. The record is from RefSeq and is a predicted model, not a curated record. Gene Ontology annotation, molecular function: tRNA-specific adenosine-34 deaminase activity. Gene Ontology annotation, biological process: tRNA wobble adenosine to inosine editing. Bases 1 to 756 code for a protein of 251 amino acids. Gene Ontology annotation, cellular component: nucleus; cytoplasm. Lineage: Eukaryota; Fungi; Basidiomycota; Microbotryomycetes; Sporidiobolales; Sporidiobolaceae.
AUGGACAACACGAUGAUCAUGCGCGAGGACCAGAGCGACGCCGACCUCGCCUUCAUGGACGAGGCCGUCCUCAUGGCAGAAGAAGCGCUUCACGCAAAAGAGAUCCCCGUCGGCUGCGUCCUCGUCCACGACGGCCGCAUCGUCGCCCGCGGCCGCAACCGCACCAACGAGGGCCGCAACGCAACCCUCCACGCCGAGUUCGACGCCUUGCGACACCUCCUCCCCGACCGCUCCCACUCGGUCACGCCCCAGCUCGUCCGCCCUUUCACCCCUCAGCUCGACGACGUCCUCGCCGUCUCGGGCGGCGCCAACGACCCGGCCCAGCGCAAAGUGUGGCAGACGCCGCUCAAGGGCGUCGCCCUGUACGUCACGGUCGAGCCCUGCCUCAUGUGCGCGUCGGCCAUGCGCCAGGUCGGCAUCGACAAGGUCUUUUACGGCUGCGCCAACGACCGCUUUGGCGGCACGGGCGGCGUCCAGUCGAUCCACUCCGACCCUCGACUAUUGUACGCGCCGCCGUACCCGGCCGUCGGCGGGUACCGGCGAGAGGAGGCCAUCAUGCUCCUUCGCCGCUUCUACAUCUCCGAGAACACGAGCGCUCCCAACCCUAAACGCAAGAACAACCGCGUCCUCAAAACCGACAUCCCCGAGGUCGCCCCUUCCCGAUCACCCUCCCUCGCCUCGCGCUCGUCCACCCCGAACCUUGCGCCGCCGUCGCCGGCACCCGCACCACUCGCUCCCGCCAUCCCGACUAUCUGA